UCGACUCUCGUCCUUCCGUUCAGUACCUUUGAGUGGAAGCGCGCACCACUGUCGACCAUGAGCGGCGCCCCAGCGGAGCCCUCGCCCGCAGUCAUGGCUCGGGACGCCGCACCUUCGAGCGGCUGGCUGACCGGAUGCUGCCUGCCCUGCGUCGCCUCUCCGUUUCUGGACGCCGCCCUCCUCCUCGCGCCCGUCUGCUGCGGUCUCUCAAGCUACCUCGGCAUGGAGAGGACGCAGGCUGCAAAUCACAACGACCUCGCCCUCUGGUCGCUCCAGCACCCCGGCCGAGGCGCGGGCUGCCCCUGGUACUGCGGCUUCGGCUGCGGCCUCCCCAUCGGCGCAGUCUUCCGCUGGUGGACCUACCUCGACGGCUCCAUCCCGCUGACUGUCAAUGUCGAGUACGGUCUCUUUGCUCGCUCCAACGGGAGGACGCCCUACCUGCGGCGAGAGGCCUGGUUCGGAAAGUAUUUUGGCUUCACGGGCAAGCUGACCCUCGCCGACGGCGAUCGCAUGGACGCGAUGCUCGAGGGCGCGAUGGACCGCGGCGAGUACCUUGGCCCUCACCCGCUGACUAACAUGCCCUCCUUCUCGGACGGCUCCACCUCCUUCCCGCUCGCUCUGCCCUCGGGCCACUGCCCGAUGAACACGGGCGCACACGCAACUUUCAUUGCAAUGUUCCAGCGCUACUUUUGGAACGCGGAGGCUCGGGCGAGGCUCGCACCCGACAACGAGGUGGCGAGGCGGGCCGAGGCGGAGCUCGCCACGGGCUUUGCCGCGGCGGUGUCGCUGUACGAGCGGGCGCCCGCCAAGUUUGCCGCGGGCUGGUCCGGCAGGGACCUCGCCUUCAUCGACGUCUACCUGACGCGGCUGGUCUUCUGGGGGAUGCUCGGCGUGGACAUUGGCGCCGCCGGCACGCCGGAGUACGAGCUUGCGAUGUGGGCGCAGGACAAGGUGAAUCUGGGCGCGUCCUACUUCACCAUCUACGACGUGGUUCCUUCGCGGCUCGUCUCCCUCCUUGGACUGAACAGGGACAAGCUUCGCCGCCUGCACGAGCUGGUGCAAGGCUGCGACGCGCUCCGCGACUUUGCGCCAGAGUCGUCGACCGACGGGUGGGUCGAUGAGCGCGAGGGGCGGACGGCCCAGAUGCUCGUCGACGACCUGAACGGCGCCUCGCCUCGCCGCGUCUCCAAGGAGGAGUUCGUCGCGCAGCUUGUGCCGGUGCUGAUAAUGGCGGCGCUGCAGGGGCCAAAGACCCUCGGCCGCACCAUCGCCUCGAGCCACUUUGGAGGCAUCCGCACCGGCCGCCUCGCCAGCGCGGAGGAGGAGGCGUACCCGCUCUGCCCUCCACCCGGCUUCGCCUUCCCGUACGGCAGCCGCGCAAAGCUGCAGCUCGUGGUGCUCGAGACGCUGCGUGUCAACCUUCCCGUGUACGAGACGGUCGGCAAGCUGGCGGCGCCUCUCAGCGUCGCAGACUACGCCGGCCGCGGGCCCCAGACCUUCCCAAAGGGCUGCCCCGUCCUGCUGUCGUACCCGUCCACCAGCGCCUCGAGCGAGGUGUACGGCGACAGCGCCCUCACUUUUGACCCGACUGCGCACGCGGGCGGCCUCCAGGAGAGGCUCAACGGGUUCAACGGCGUCGGAACCGCCGGGCGACGCCUCUGCCCCGGGCGGGACCUCUCGCUCGAGAUGCUCGUCAGCAUGCUCGAAGUGUUUGGCCGAGUGCAGCGGCGACAGGCCGCAGCCAGUGCUGCUUGAGCUGACCGCACCGCGGCGCGACACGGACCGUGCGCCCCACACGUUUUGCCCACUGGGGUCGCCGACGCGGCGCUGUGCGCCUGUGCCUGUGCGCUGACGAUCUGUGCUGUGCCUGUGGGCGAGGGCUGUCGGCUGUGGGGUGUGGGCGUGUGGCCCGACACACAACGGCGGGGCGCCCGUGAGGCGAUGUGUGACACAGGCGGUGCCACGCAAAACGCAGGAAGGGCUCGUAUUUCUUAUGUUUGUACACUGCUGGCACGUCCCGAACCCCCGCGCACGCGGCACACGACUGCUCUUCCUCGGCGCCUCUUGCCCCAGGCAAGGCUUUUGCGAGAGCGCCGACUCAUUUGCAGCUGCCACGGCGCGGGACGGGCAUCCAAGAAGGCGGCAUUCACGCCUCACGGGCACUACUCAAACUCCUCCUUGAACAUCUGCAGCCGCUCGAUCAUCUCUGGCCUCGCGGGCCAGCGGUACUUGCGGUAGAGGUCGCGCUGUGCCACGUUCGCCACCUCAAUCUUCUGCUUGGCCGCCGUGAUCUUGACGCGAGAGCUGCUGCAGACCUCGGCCUUCACCUCGGCGUCCGGGAACACUUCCUGCGGGGCGAGGGCGGCACGGUGAGGCCCCGGGGGCGAGGGCGGCACGGUGAGGCCCCGGGGUGCCGCGCAGGAAGGAGGAUGGCUGCCGCGCGCGCUCCUUGACGGCAGCAAUCGCGACGUCGCGCUCCUGCCGUCCCCCGUCUCAGCUGUGCCCGUACGAGACGACAAACUCAUGCGGACAGGUGGCCAUUGUGCACUGGUGGCGAACUGGCGAUGCGAGCGAUCUG
Emiliania huxleyi CCMP1516 is the source of this 2578-nucleotide messenger RNA. RefSeq lists its product as hypothetical. The record is from RefSeq and is a predicted model, not a curated record. The transcript has 2 exons. The coding region runs from base 58 to 1755 and encodes 565 amino acids. Gene Ontology annotation, molecular function: oxidoreductase activity, acting on paired donors, with incorporation or reduction of molecular oxygen; monooxygenase activity; iron ion binding. NCBI's taxonomy places the organism in Eukaryota, Haptophyta, Isochrysidales, Noelaerhabdaceae.